Messenger RNA from Bactrocera neohumeralis, 3885 nucleotides. It is a transcript of the gene HIPP1, whose product is annotated as chromodomain Y-like protein. The transcript has 6 exons. The record is from RefSeq and is a predicted model, not a curated record. The coding region runs from base 345 to 3500 and encodes 1051 amino acids. Lineage: Eukaryota; Metazoa; Arthropoda; Insecta; Diptera; Tephritidae.
AAGAUUUGGAUAUUGUGAUGUUAAGGAAUUUAAUUACGUGAAAAUAAUCAAAAUACAAUAGUUUUUAAUAUUCUGAAUGCUUAAGAUAUUAAACCAUAAGUCGCAGAUCUAAUUUCUACGUGUUAAUAAAAUUUUAUUCAAGUAUUUGUUUGUUAAUUUCGCUUUCUGUAGGAGUACAUUAAUCAAGUACAUAAUUUCCUAUUCUACUAAAGAGACGGAGUAAAAAUGGCGCUGGUUAAGAUGUAAACAUGCCGUAAGAUAACCACUACAAUAAUCAAACAAAAAUAUUACAUACAAGCAGAUACUCAAAAAAUUUAAACAUUUAUAAACAAAUAAAGACUAUAAUGAGUGAAUAUGGUAUGAUCGCUGCCGAGAAAGCCAAGAAGAAAAAAUGUGGGGAUUCUGAUGAUAGUGGUACUGCAAAAAUCAUUUCGAAUGAACUGCUGCUUGUAGGAAUGUAUAGUGGAGUUGAUAAAAUGGAUGAGUUGACCUCGUUAGAAAGAGAGAUUGCGGAAAUGCACCACGUGGAACCCACAAAUAUAGAAUAUACCGGGAAUGGAGUUAUAAAUAAACAAGGAUUAUCAAGUGGUAAGGUAUCAUCGUUGAAAUCAGAAAAUGUCAGUUGUAAAAUUAUGGAGGGUAUUGGCAUUGAAGAAAGUGUAAGCCUUCUACAGAGUCAUUGCGAUGAUGAAGGUAAUAUUGUACAAGAUGAUAGUGGGACAACAGCUUUAGAACAUGAAGAUUUGAUUGCAGUCCUAAAAGGCAUUGAUGAACACGCGAAUACAUCUGCCAAAGAAGUAAAAGAAAUCGACAAUGAAAUGGAAAGUAUGCGGUCGCCAUCUGUAACAGAAAGUGACUUAGCUGAGGGUGUGACAAUUGAAGGUGAGGGACAAUUUCAAAUUAUGGAAGUGGUGUACGACGAAUCUGACGAACCUGAGUCUAUACAAAAAGAUACAGGAAAUGUUUUGAAUGAUACACAUAAAACUUUAAAUCCUGCGAGCACUCCCAACGUUAGUACUGUAACACCUCUAACAAAUGAAGAAAUUCGAGCUAUGGCUAUGGAGCAAAUAGCAGGAUUAAAUGCACGUGGUGCGGAUCGUCAACGUAGGCGUAAGCAAGAUAUUAAACCUUUGAAAGUUGAAGAUAACUCCGAUUUAGUAACGUCGCUUGGUGCAGAUUGGAGCGAUGAUGAAACUGAAAUAGAUUUAAAAUCCUCAAGCAAUAUAAACAAUAUUAUAAAAAAUAAGAAGAUUGAGUUAGAUAUGAAUGUGGAUAACAAGGAAAUGAAAAGUAAAACAAGUGAUCCCGUAUCAUCAGAAACAAAUAUAAAAAAACCGGGUAAAUUAAAUUUAGACAACACCAAAAGAGAAUGUAACCCUAAUGAGUUAGAUCACUUAAAAAAUGAUACAUGCACUUCCAAACCUGUUGUUGGGUUUAAGCGUACAAGAAUUAUAAAACCGAAAAUUAUUUGGGAUCCGGAUGCUCCUGAAACUCAAAUUUCUUAUGCUCAAUUUGCACGCAAUAGCUCUAAAGCAAAUGUGAGAGGAGCUAAUGAAUCUAUGAGCAUAUCCUCUCAGAGAACUUCUUCAGUUGCAGGUCUGAAGGGAGUGCGUGUAGAAAUUGCCAGAACCCAUCAAGCUGAAUUGAAAGAGAAAAAAAUGCCUACCAAAGGACCUCUUAAUCGAAACGAGACCGAAAAUAUGGAACAGGUCCGAAGCACGGAGUCGAAGUCAGAAUUAGAUUCUAUUCUAACUAAAGUAAAAGAAAUUGAACCUCUUUCACCAACGACUGUCCAAUCAAAUAAAAUUCAAAAAGUUGACGAAGAAAAUGUAAUUAAAAUUCAGUCACCAAUAAAACGUCGUUCACAGACGCCUGUUUUAAACGGAAGUGGGACAGGGUCAAAGAAAAAGCGGGUUAGUGAAAUCGAUCGUUUAGUAAGCGAUGAGGGUGCUGCUAACAUGCUCCAUUCCCUGGAAAGUGAGAGAAACAAACUUAUUGCGGAGCAAGGAGUCGAUAAAACACAUAAGCCGUUAAUGCGAAGCCGCGCUGCUACAAUUUCCGAAAGAAAUUUAAAGCGAGAAACAACCCCAACCUCCGGAAAGUUAACAGCAGUUACAACAAGCAGUGGGGGCGUAAAGAACAAACGCAAUUCUAAACAAAGGCCCUCUUCCACAUGGGAUUAUGUUUAUAAACAACAAGCUACUGAUGAUGCUAUGAUUAUAAGACGUCGUUCUAAUAGUUCUUACUCCAGUAGUGCGUCAAUUCGGCGUCUCAGUUUGGAUGCACCAGUGUCAAAAGCUACAAGUGCAACUAAAACAAUGUUGACCAAAAAUGUACAACCAAACACAACUGUAAGUGUAACGCCUAACAAUUCCGGAGCAAAAGCAGCCCAAAGGAGUUUGCUGAAAACAUCAAAUGAAAAUAAUAUGGCUAUUAAAGCAUCUAGUGUUGGAAUUGGUGCGAAAGCCGGUAUUGGUAAUUCAUUUGAAUUUGCCAAGCCUGAAUUAAAAUCAAAUCAAAAAGGAAAUCGAAAAGUCAAAUCCAGUCCCCAUUUGGAUGAUUUGCCAACAAGUGACACUAAAAAGUCAGGUGGGGCUUCAGCGGGGCGUAGAGGCACUCGCAGUCCCGCUAAUACCGAUGAGAAAGACAAGAGCAAAGGCACUGGAGUAAGUAGCAAAAGUUCAGUGAAACAGCUAAAAGAGGAGUCUUCGGCUGGUGCAAAUAUAUCAGACGUCGUGGUUAAAAAAGUCGCAAAAGUUGCACAAAUUGUUUUUAACACGCAAAAGGCAAAAAUAAAUUAUACCUUCACAGCCCAGAUGUUGAACAAAUUAGUUGAUAUAUUGGAAAAGCUAAGCAAGGAUAAUGAAUGCAAUGCUGUGGUGAUUACAACAAAUGCACCUAACUUCUGUUACGGUGUUGAUUUCACAGACUUAACACAUGGUACUAUAGACAAACGUAGACAAUUCGCUGUUCACUUAGCAGCAGCCGUCAAGAACUAUCUGAAGACUUUGGCAACGUUCCCGAAGCCACUUAUUGCUGGAGUAAACGGGAGCAAUAUUGGAUUAGGCGUAAUGCAAUUACCUUUGUUUGAUAUAGUCAUAGGAAGUGAUAAGGGCUCUUAUGAAACUCCUUACGUCAAAAUCGGACAAGUGCCCGAAGGAUUUUGCAUUUGGAAUAAUAUAAAUAAAAUUCGCGAUAAUUAUAAAACUAAACUUUUUUGGAUGGGAGAAAAACUACAUUCAACAGAAUCGGCUUUAUCUGGAUUAGUACACAAACUUACCGCCUCUGGUAAAGUUAAUGAAGAUGCUUUACUGACUGCUAAGAAAAUAGCAAUGAUGUCAACCGAAGCAUACCGUUUCAUGAAAAAAUCUAUUAUUAAUAAUUAUCUGAAAACGAUAAAUAAUGCUUUAGACGAAGAAUUCGAUACUAUUAUUGAGCAGUGGACGUCGGAAGAGUGUUAUGAAAGCUUCAAAAAGUAUUUGGAGAGCGGCCACUUUUAAAAGGCUUUUCUUUUUUUUUAUUAUGCAAAAUAUUUUAUUUGAUUUGGAAAAUUAAACAUUGGUCUUUAAUUGAAAAUAAGUGUAAUUAGUAGCGAUGGUUUUAGUGUUUCAAUUGUACAUUCAAAAGUGUACACACAUACAUAGAGCGUGUGUGAAAUGUAGGUAUUAAUGAUUUUUGACAUUGUUAGGAGUGAUUAAUUUGUAAACUGUUCAAAUCCGAUAUUAAACCUAAAACCAUUUAAUUAAUAUUCUAAUAUUCUUUAAGAGUAGGAUAUGCUAUUGCAAUAAACAAUAAAUUACGUAUGUACUUCUUUCUAUAAGCGUGAAUUUGUAUUUUCAAAAACUUAACCCUUGUAUAACAAUAAUAAAGAAUUAUAUUUGUUUA